Molecule: messenger RNA, 1342 nt
Organism: Seminavis robusta
Lineage: Eukaryota; Bacillariophyta; Bacillariophyceae; Naviculales; Naviculaceae
Source: the annotation of a GenBank genome assembly
UUUGGUGACGUCAUCUCAACCAGAAAUUUUUUCUCCCUUUUUCUUUUGGCUUCCACCGUCCACCCACGAUGACCACAACCACAACAACUGCCGAUCCUUUCUUAUUCGUCUCUUGCAGCAAAACCUCCCUUCUCACUUCCCCGACACAACAUAACACUUGACAUUAAUCAUGAUGUUUGCUUCUUCUGCUGUUCGUGCUGCCAGUCGGCAAAUGGCGACCCGACGAUUCGCUUCCACGGCGGCCAAGACCAUGGCGCAACAAUCCUCUUCCAACUCGUCUCGGUUGGUCGCUCCCUUCAUGGCGGCCGCUGGGUUGGCCGUGGCCGCUACCAUGAUCCAACAGCGUGAGAACAAAACGCACAACUUGAUCUUUGGAAACUCUGAUGCCGUCCAAAAGGCCGUCAAGGAAGUGGAGGACAAGUUUGGAACCUACUGGCCUCGCAAUAUCCUCAUCCUCUUUGGACCUCCAGGAGCUGGCAAGGGAACCCAUGGUCCCAAAGUCGAAGACAUGAUGGGCAUUCCUCAAUUGUCCACGGGAGACAUGCUUCGUGCUGCCGUGACCAACAAGACCGAAGUUGGAAAAAAGGCGGAAGCCAUCAUGAAGGCGGGUGGACUCGUCAGUGAUGAUAUUGUCGUGGGAAUCAUCAAGGAUCGUAUCAAGGAACCCGACUGCAAAUUUGGAUUCAUUCUGGACGGAUUCCCCCGUACCCUCAAACAAGCCAAGGCACUCGAUGCCAUGUUGGCAGAUGAGGGGGCUGUGGUCACCAAAGUCGUCGAACUGCAGGUCCCAGACUCGGUUCUCGAAGAACGAAUCUGCGGACGCUGGAUUCACAAAUCUUCCGGACGAUCCUACCACGUCAAGUAUGCACCCCCCAAGUCCAUGAAGAAAGAUGCGCAGGGCAAACCCAUCGAAUCGACCAUGCUCGACGAUGAAACCGGUGAAGCACUCAUGCAACGAAAAGAUGACACCGCCAAGGCAUUGGUCAAGCGACUGCAAGGAUAUCACGGUGAAACCGUACCCAUCUUGGAUCACUACAAACCUCACGGGAUUGUCAGGACGGUCAAUGCCAACCAGAAAAUGGAGGGUGUAUGGAGUGAAGUCUUGGAGGCUCUUCAGAGAGGGGGGAAGUAAAUAGUAAAAUGACGUGCAAGAGACCAGAGGCUCCAUGCAAAAUGCCGUGGUGGUAAACAACAAUCAAUGAAGAGAGGCGUUCAUUAUUUUUGACAACUACAUGUAGUGCCAGGAAUGAUACCUAUAAUUCUGUGCUUUCUGCUGUCCAUGGAAGCUCAUCCAUUGCUCAAAAUGGGAUUAGGUGCUGACUACGUUCGCACUCAUCGUCCA